Messenger RNA from Suillus discolor, 924 nucleotides. RefSeq lists its product as uncharacterized. Lineage: Eukaryota; Fungi; Basidiomycota; Agaricomycetes; Boletales; Suillaceae. The record is from RefSeq and is a predicted model, not a curated record. Bases 1 to 924 code for a protein of 307 amino acids. The transcript has 6 exons.
AUGACCAUACCGGCGACGAAACUCGUAUUGCAAGUGGAACGCGCGACAGACAGGUUCAAGUAUGGGCAUUUGACUCCAAAGGACCAGUUGAUACCGAUCUUCAGUGUUGAGCUGUCCACCACGAUCCCGCGCACUGCAAAAUACAUACACUUCGAGGCUCAGACGGUACUAUCCGUCGGUACAAACAAGGCUGGACCUAUGAUUGGGCACACUGCUGUGGACGCCCCUCAGACACUAUUCCUAAUCGACAAUGUGGUUAACGGGUUCAGCCUACAUCGUUUGGAAGAUGGAGCCUACAUCCAUACCUACAAUACCAAUCCAGUGAAGACAUUCCCAAAACAGGUUGUUUUUGGGGACCAGGCUACCCUUGUUGUUGGAGGUAGCGACACAGGAACUAUUCGGAUUUUCGACAAGAAUGACGGUGCCCUUAAGCAAGUAUUGCAACAUGCAGACAGGGGGCGAGUACAAACUGUAACGAUGUAUGACAGUCCACAACACAGCCUGAUUUUUGGAGUAACAUCUACCAACGAUGCAGAACUGACCAUCUCCAUCUGGUGUCGCAAACGUGCGACAUCACCAAGUGACUGUCCUCUGGGGUCAGAGGUCAGGAAUUUUGUGCGGGGAAUAAUCCAGCUAGCUAUCGCAAUGGCGAUAAUAGCAUAUGUUAGUAAUAUGUUGAUUGAACAUUCGUUGGGGAUUACAUCACUGGGAAAUGCCUGGCAAGAGUAUUCAAAAUUGGGGGCUCAAACAGCUGACCUAACGAAUACUAACAUCCGCUCCUUGGUAGAACAAUAUAUGGAGGCACUGAGGGGUGAAGAACUUGAGAGAGCACAAAGCUCAGGAGCAGAUAGGAGACAUGAUGGACAAGCGAAGCUUGUAAAGCCACAAGAUAUGCUACAUGAGGUCAUUCUCCUCAGAAAUUGA